ACAACGUUUCACUCUGUUAAAUGCAAGUAGGAAGGAAUGAUGAUUACUUCUCCCCUGUUGAAAGUGUUCUACUACUACACGCUGCUUUUCCUUUUCUGGAAUCACCAUUACCAAACAUGAAACCCUCUAAUUCGAUAAGUUUUAGACUUUCUUGGUACCCAUUUGAGUAAAAUCUAUGAAAUCAAUCUAGAAUUGGAUCCAAUCCAACCCAACUGACACCACCAGAACCCAACGGUAUGGGUUGCAAUCAGUCCAAGAUCGAGAACGAGGAGGCAGUGUCGCGAUGCAAGGAACGCAGGCAGUUCAUGAAACUUGCAGUCUCCGGCCGUAAUGCCUUCGCCGCCGCCCACUCUGCCUACGCUGUAUCCAUUAAAAACACCGGCGCGGCCCUCAGUGACUACGCGCACGGCGAGCUCCACACCAUCGCUUCCGCCGUCCCCGCUACCGAACCGACCUCAUCUAUGGCAACGACAGUGUCCAUGGAAAUGCCUCCUCCGCCGCCUCCUCCCAAGGAUUUCCAGCCCCUCAAACGGUCCGCCACCAUGCCUGAGAUGGUGCGCAAAGUCAGAGGAGAUCAUAAACCCAUGAGUCCCACGAUAGAGGAGGAGGAAGACGAGAUGAUGGAUGUUGAUAAAGAAGAGUUGGUGAGAAAAAGAAGUGGAAGCAGUCGUGGCAAGCGAGUUGCUUAUGAUGAUGAAGCAGAAGCACGGCUUCAGAAAGACCGACAACGUCAGAAGGAGGAACUAGAGAGGACGCGGGCCUCACCGGCACCUGCCCCUCAAAAUGAUUCGACAUGGGAAUACUUCUUUAAUACGGAGAACAUGCCAGGGCCGAGCUUGGCUGAGGUGGCAGAGCAACCGGAGGUGAAUGUGAACAAGGAGGAGAUUGAUCGGAAGGUCUUUGAUGAAAUGAUGAAGAAAGAGGAAGAGGAAGAGGAGGAGGAGGAGGUGGUUGUGCCAGAAACGUCAGUACCGGAUAAUGUAGAGGAAGUGGCUGUGCCAGAAGAAAUGGCAGCAGCGGGGAAGGUGGCGAAGAAGGGGAAGACAGGGAUAGGGGCAGGUCCUCCAGUUGUGGGGGAGAGGAGAGUGGGUAGGAUGAAUUUGAAUUUAAUCAAGAUUUUUGAGGAGCUUGAUGAUCAUUUUCUGAAAGCUUCAGAGACUGCUCACGAGGUUUCCAAAAUGUUGGAAGCUACUCGUUUGCAUUAUCACUCUAAUUUUGCAGAUAAUCGAGGACAUAUUGAUCACGCUGCUCGAGUUAUGCGUGUUAUUACAUGGAAUCGGUCAUUUAAAGGGCUUCCAGAUCUUUAUGGCGGAAGGGAUGAUUUUGACUCAAAAGAGCAUGAAACUCAUGCCAGUGUGUUGGAUAAGUUGCUUGCAUGGGAGAAAAAACUUUACGAUGAAGUGAAGGAAGGUGAAAUUAUGAAAUUUGAAUACCAAAAGAAGGUUGCUAUGCUGCACAAGCAGAAGAAAAAAGGUGCCCACUCGGAAUCAUCGGAGAAAUUAAAAGCAGCGGUAAGCCAUCUGCAUACAAGAUACAUUAUUGACAUGCAAUCCUUGGAUUCAACAGUUUCUGAGAUAAACUGUUUACGAGAUGAACAUUUAUAUCCAAAGCUUGUUCAGCUUGUUGAUGGGAUGGCCAUUAUGUGGGAUACUAUGCGGACUCACCAUGGGAGCCAGUUUAAGCUUGUGGCGGCAUUGAGAUCAUUGGAUGUUGCAACCCUGAGUUCCUUGGAUAUACAAUUCUCCAAGGAAACUAGCGAGCACGACCAUGAGCGCACUUUGCAACUAAGUGCUGUUGUGCAAGAUUGGCAUUUACAAUUUUGUAAGCUAAUAGAUCAUCAGAAAGAGCACAUAAAGGCCCUCAAUGGAUGGUUAAAACUAAAUAUCAUCUCCAUUGAGAGUAGUUUAAGGGAGAAGGUUUCUUCCCCACCAAGGAUUGAGAGUCCCCCAAUUCAGGCACUUCUCAUUCGCUGGCAUGAUUAUCUGGACAAACUUCCUGAUGAGGGUGCUAGAAGUGCUAUAAAUAACUUUGCUGCUGUAGUACACACUAUUAUCCAGCACCAAGAAGAAGAGAUGAAAUUGAGAGACAAAUGUGAGGACACAAGGAAGGAGCUUUCCCGCAAGACCCGUCAGUUUGAAGAUUGGUGUCACAAGUAUAUGCAGCGGAGGACACCUGAUGAAUUGGUUUCAGAGGGGGGUGAAGAUAACAUUCAUACCGAUGUUCUUGCAGAGAGGCAGUUUAUUGUGGAAAAUGUUAAAAACCGAUUGGAACAGGAGGAGGAAGCUUACAAGAAGCAAUGCAUUCAAGUACAGGAGAAGUCCAUCACGAGUCUGAAGACUCGCUUGCCGGAGCUCUUCAGGUCGAUGUCCGAAAUUGCUUUUGCAUGUUCCCAAAUGUACAAGAACUUGAGAUCUAUGUCUCAGAGCUGAAAAAAGAAGGGGAAAGAAGGGGAGAAGGAAAAAAGAAGUAUAACCUUCUAAUGUAUUAUAUAUGUCUUCAACUUCUGCAAUUUUUCUAUGGAACUAGCAGAGGGUUGUAUAUGUUAUGUUUAUUUUAUUUGUUUGUUACCAGCUUUAGGGUUCUCAUGUAUUCUCGACGAGGUUGGACAAUGCGGUUUGAUGAUCUUAGUAUGAUCUUUCCUUCGAAAUGUUUCAUGUACGAUUAAUUGAAAUACUGAAUGCUAUGACUCGCCAGGCCUAGCUAGCCUAGCUAUCCAUAAUUUCUAA
Molecule: messenger RNA, 2726 nt
Organism: Tripterygium wilfordii
Lineage: Eukaryota; Viridiplantae; Streptophyta; Magnoliopsida; Celastrales; Celastraceae
Product: protein ALTERED PHOSPHATE STARVATION RESPONSE 1-like
Exons: 4
Coding region: 237-2429 (730 amino acids)
Source: RefSeq, a predicted model, not a curated record